Doryrhamphus excisus (bluestripe pipefish) is the source of this 1502-nucleotide messenger RNA. It is a transcript of the gene pdap1a, whose product is annotated as pdgfa associated protein 1a. The record is from RefSeq and is a predicted model, not a curated record. Lineage: Eukaryota; Metazoa; Chordata; Actinopteri; Syngnathiformes; Syngnathidae.
CUGCGCAUGCGCUACAGGAUUUACGAAGUAGCUACGUAGCUACAGUAAAUGCUGACAAACCGCCCAAGAGAUAAAGUUAACGCGUUUUAACGGUAUUGUGAAAAAUAUUUAGUGGUAAUUAUAAGGGUUGAGUGGUACUAUUGCUGUCAGCCUUCAUCAUGCCGAGAGGUGGGAAAAAGGGCCACAAAGGCAGAGGGAAGCAAUUCAGCAAUCCUGAGGAGAUUGACCGUCAGAUGAAAGCACAGAGAGAGCUGGAGGAAAAUGCUGGUGUGGAGAAAGAGAGCGCUUCCGACUCUGAGGAGGAGAGUAGCAGUGAUGAGGAAUCUGAGUCUAGGAAGAGGAGCGGCGUGGAGGGACUCAUCGAAAUUGAGAACCCCAACCGCGUGUCUCAGAAAAACAAGAAAGUUUCGGAAUUAGAUGUCAAUGCUCCAAAAGAGCUGUCUCGCAGAGAAAGGGAAGAGAUUGAGAAGCAGAAGUCCAAGGAACGCUUCAGGAAGCUUCAGCUCGAGGGGAAGACGGAGCAGGCGAGAGCGGACCUUGCCAGGCUUGCUAUUAUCAAGAAGCAGAGGGAGGACGCUGCCAAGAAAAGAGAAGAGCUCAGGAAAGAAAAAGAGGCUGAAGAAGCCAAAGCAAAGCGCUAGUCUCCAGUCCGAGAACUUCAACAUGCACAUCGGUCUCAGAGGGAUGGAGAGAGGCGAGGGAACAAAUUUGGAAUAGCGUCAGAAGACGGCUGCUCCUGGGCUCCAUCCAGUGCUUCCUUUAACACCAGGGGGGAGACGUGGGACUCACGAUGUGGUCCGGACAGAUUAAAAAACGGGUGAAAUCAUCAAGAGGUGAAGAGAAAUGCAACAUUUGGGAUUCAUCUGCAGGUUUUCUAAGUGCUGCACACACUCUUUACUGUUACGCCAUCUCAGUUCAUGUCGAUGCUGAUCAUUUGCAUUCCUUUUUUUUUCCUGGCUUUACGUGUUUUUUUACAAGGUGUUGACAUGUUGAUGGGACUCUAACAGCAGGGACCGUCCCUUUUUCCCUCCGACUUAUUUUUGUCGGAAUGCAGCAAUAGAUGGUAAAAAAGAACACCAAUGAUCAAGUAGAUCAAGCUUGUAUUAAUUCUUUAUGAAGUGGACAUGAUGUUUACUCCACCCAGAAGGAAUAUUACUUGAACUACCUUUUUGAUAAGCCUUAUUUUUUAAAAUAGCUACACAACUUAACACUUUUUGGAAAGCCUUGCAUCAAACUGCCUCAAAGUCUGUGGCCUUGUUUCUGCAAGGCGCUGUCCCUCUAUACGACGGAUUUUGUCUUUUGUUGCCUUUUUGGCCCGCUCAAGACCGCAUCACUGGCUUUUUACCGGCUCAUUUUCACACACUUGCUCAAACGGAACCCUCACUCGCUUAACAUUUUUGUGUCGGAAAAACAAAAUACUAGGAGACUUUCAUUGUUUGGUUUAGCAAUCUUCAAAUGCAUUUAAACACACAAUCAUAUACACAGAUGGAAAAAUAACUUGC